AUGGAACAAUCGCCGGCCAAGAAGAGAAAGAAGAACAAUACUCAAGCCUCGCCUAUACCGACUCGUAGUCUCGACUACUUCUUCGGCAGGCAACGAGCAGACACAGCUCCGACAAAGCAGGCUGCAGCCGAGACUCAUGCACGGAAAGGAGAGGAGGGCAAUGACACCGAUAGCGUACCUCUGACCGACGAAGAGCUUGCGCGCAGUCUGCAGCAGCAAUUUGACGAAGAAGAUCGACGCCAGCAGCGAGAGACUACCCCAACAGCGACCCUUCCCCAGAAAGCAGGAAACGAUACUGAUAUCCCGGCCGCUGCUCACAAAUCGGAAGAUGACAGGGAAGCCUUCCUUCGCUCGGUCAAUCAGCCUCCAGUCGCCACGCUCCUGCCGAAGGAGACAACCGGCACAGCGCCACCAACAGCUUCCAAGCACGUCCUAGGACUAAAGUCGACCGCCUCAGCGGAGGAUACCGUCACCUUGACCAUUCCUUUCGACCAAAGCCCUUUGACCUUCAGACCGGCGGACUACAUUCCGGAGCUGAAGAAGCAUUGGGCAGCCGAUGGAGGGGAUGCAUCCUAUGCACUUCUGACUCGUUGCUUCGUCCUUGUGAACUCAACACAGUCGCGCAUAAAGAUCGUCGACAACUUGGUCAACUGCAUUCGACUGCUCAUUGAGGGCGAUCCCAGUAGCCUUCUGCCGGCCGUAUGGCUCGCCACGAACUCGAUAUCGCCGCCAUACAUAUCUCUCGAGCUCGGACUUGGCGGCUCAGCCAUCUCAAAAGCUCUCAAGAAAGUAUGUGGACUGGAUGGGCCUGGCUUGAAGAAUCUCUACGACAAGCACGGCGAUGCCGGCGACGUUGCUUUCGAGGCUAAGAAGCGGCAAUCCUUCACCUUGCGAAAACCAAAGCCACUGUCGAUCAAGAGUGUUUACCAGCUUCUUGUCAAGAUCGCCAACAGCAAAGGCACAGGCAGCGUUGAGCAAAAGCAGAGGUCUGUGGAGCGCCUUGUCCAGGAUGCCAGAGGUGCGGAAGAGAGCAGAUAUAUUGUGCGUACGCUGUGCCAGCAUCUGCGCAUCGGUGCCGUGAAAACGACCAUGCUGAUCGCCUUGGCGCGAGCGUUCAGUCUUUCGAAACCUUCAGAUGCGGAUAUUCCACUGCAGGAUAUGGAUCAUCUGAAGAAGCUAAAGAAGGAGGAGCUGACAGCGGUAUGGCUGAAGGCAGAGGAAGUUGUCAAGGGCUGCUUUGCGCGCCGCCCAAACUAUAACGAUCUGGUGCCUAUGCUACUAGAAGUCGGGGUCUCGGACGAGCUCAAGCUUCGAUGCGGCCUCGCACUGCAUAUACCACUGCGUCCCAUGUUGGGCAGCAUCACGCGAGACCUUAGCGAGAUGCUCACGAAGCUGCAGGGACGAGAUUUCAGCUGCGAGUACAAGUAUGAUGGACAGAGAGCACAGGUUCACUGCGAUGACGACGGCAAAGUGUCAAUUUUCUCGCGCCAUCUCGAAGUCAUGACGGAUAAAUAUCCCGAUCUGGUUGCUCUGGUACCCGAUAUUCGCGGAGACGGCGUUUCCAGCUUCAUUCUCGAAGGCGAAGUGGUCGCAGUCGACCAGUCUUCUGGCGAUCUCAAGACAUUCCAGACCCUCACAAACCGAGCACGCAAGGACGUUGACAUCAACACAAUCCAAGUUGAAGUCUGUCUCUUUGCAUUUGACCUGAUGUAUCUCAACGGACAGUCAUUGCUGGACCGACCGUUUAGAGAAAGAAGAGGCUUGCUCAGAAGCAUGUUCAUCGAGCGAGAGUAUCGGUUCACAUGGGUGAAGAACCUGGACGCCACAUCAGCGGAUUCGGAGACCGUGCUUGAGUUCUUCAAAAGUGCAACAGACGUCAAAUGCGAAGGCAUCAUGGUCAAAGUUCUGGACAAUCUUCCUAAUCCUGAGCUCCUGGCCCCCGAGGCCGACGAGGACACACCGCCAGCCCCAGCUCCAACAACACCGGUGAAGACCAAGAAGGGCACCACCAAAAAGUCCACCACCACGAAAGAAGAAGAUAAAGAGAAAGGCACCCGCCGCAAAGCCCUCCUUGCGACCUACGAACCCGACAAGCGCCUCGACUCCUGGCUCAAAGUCAAAAAGGACUAUGCCACCUCCGCCGACACAAUCGACCUAAUCCCGGUCGCCGGCUGGCACGGUCAAGGCCGUAAAGCGAAAUGGUGGUCUCCCAUCCUCCUCGCCUGCCGCGAUCCCAUCUCCGGCUCCCUGCAGGUCGUCACGAAAUGUAUCUCCGGCUUCACCGACAAGUUCUACCAGGCGAACAAGGACUUCUACAGUGAGGAUGGAGAGCACACUCACAAGUACAAGCCGGAUUACAUCGAGUAUGGAGGGCAUCCGGAUGUGUGGUUCGAGCCGCAGGAGGUGUGGGAGAUGGCGUUUGCGGAUAUCACGCUUAGUCCGACGUAUACGGCGGCGAUAGGCCUGAUCAGCGAAGAGCGAGGGCUCAGCAUGCGCUUCCCACGUUUUCUCAAGGUGCGUGAGGACAAAAGUAUAGAAGAGGCGAGCACGUCGGACUUCUUGGCCGGACUGUACAGGAAGCAGGAGGCGAGGAUUGAGAAGGAGGGAGGGCGGGUUGAGCCUGUGGAUGAUCUGGAGGAUGAAUGA
Molecule: messenger RNA, 2646 nt
Organism: Cyphellophora attinorum
Lineage: Eukaryota; Fungi; Ascomycota; Eurotiomycetes; Chaetothyriales; Cyphellophoraceae
Product: DNA ligase 3
Exons: 1
Coding region: 1-2646 (881 amino acids)
Biological process (GO): lagging strand elongation; mitochondrial DNA repair; double-strand break repair via alternative nonhomologous end joining
Cellular component (GO): DNA ligase III-XRCC1 complex
Molecular function (GO): ATP binding; DNA ligase (ATP) activity; DNA binding
Source: RefSeq, a predicted model, not a curated record